AUGGAGCUGCCCAUAAAUAAACUUGGACCAUCACAAGUGACCAGUCACAUUCAUACUGGACACAUGCUCUCUUUGACUUCAGUCACCUGGACUACUACAGGAGUAAUUUCUUCAUACCACGAGACCUUAGUUGAUAUUUUAUCUUCUCUAAUCAUGGCAGGAAACUUCCAAAACCCAUCCAUGCUUGGGACCCCCAAUCCUCUGCAUCUCUCCUUCCCAGUGGUGAACAGCACUGGCAACCUCUGCAAUUUCUCCAGAGUCUCAGCCCCAGCCACUGGCUCUGCGUGGCUCCUGCCCUCUACUUCUGGGGUGCCUUUCUCCCCACUCAUGGGCAGUACCUACCUCUACCAGCACUCCAGCACCACCGUCCUGUCUGGGGUCCCUGGGCAAGGUCAACUUUCCACUCCAGCCACUUCUUCCUACCCAGGCAUCUAUGAGUGGGACAUGUCUGGAAGCAGUGGGGAAAAGCCAUCCCUUGGAGACUUCACUGUGACAGUCAUUGACCAGGACACGCCAACCUCCUCGAUACCAGCACCAGCCCAGUAUGAUAAAGCUGCAGAUGCCAACACCAUGGUGCCUCUCUACCCACAACUGUCAGCCAACCUCAUGCAGCAGGGGGCUUCCCCACAAAUGCCAAGUCAGGGGCCAAACAAUGUGUCUGUCCCUUGCCAGAAUGGAAGUCAGGUUUAUUACUACAAUCAAGGAACCCUGGGGCCCCUCCUGGCGGGUGAGCUCAGCCCUUGUGUGCAGUCCUAUGAUACUGUAUCUUACAAGGGAGGUAGGACCCCUUCUGUGCCAGUGGCAUCUCAGCUAGAGAUGGUGAUGGUGCUCAAAGAGGUCCAGCCCCCUGGGUCAAGACCACCUGUCUCCACUUCAGGACUAUACUACCCUGUUUGUGCCCAGCCAGUCAAAGAUUCGGGCUUUCAAGUGAUGGAGACUUCCCUGGGACUGCAACCUGCUGCCCAAACAUUCUCUUUGCCACAAACCCUGGAACUAUCCAAGUCCUGGGGUGGCAAUGGAAGUAAUGUCCAGAUUCUUGAGGGCACUCUGCCAGCAGAGGUUGCUGCAGACAAUUCAUUGACUACCCCAGUACAGAAUUCAGGCAACCUACUUGCUCUGCCUCCUGCCCCAAACAUUGAGCAUAAAGGUAAGAAGAAUGUGGCAUGCCUUGAGGAGGAGAAAUGGAAAGUGGAGGGAGUGAAGGCCAAGUUCUCCCAGACCCUGGAAGCCUGCCAUGUCCCUUUACAAAUACAGGAUCCACAACUCCUUCCCUUGGAAACCCCUGAUAUUAAUCAGCUUCUGGUCUGCAUUGACCCUCUCUGCCCUGAUGCUCUUAAAGAAGGGACUAGUCCAAGAGAAUGCCAUCUGGUGAAGAAUGGCCCGAGUCUUGGUGACCAAGAAGCACUAGAGAAUGGGAUGGAGCCCAUUCCCAGUCUUACUGACAUCAACAAAUUUGUGGAAGGUUUCCGCCUUCCCCCUCUUCUCUCUCCCUUGAAGGAAGUUGACCAGCCCAAAGGUCUCAGGGCCACCAAACCCAAAGUAGUCAAAACAGCUAAAGUGGUCAGGGUGCAGGGAAAGCCAUGCACAGGGAAGGAGCCCUCAGACCCAACCAAGAAAACUAAACGUAAACUACCUGAGCUGAUCACCACUGUACCACCAGCCAAAGCCUUACCAAGGAACCCAGACUGCCUACUUGCUGGGGAUAUUGCAGCUGUCUCUGGUUCCGUGGCCAUUGAGUUAUCUCCCCUGGAUAUGGCAAAGUCAACCAGCAGCAAGUCCCGAAAAGCCCCCAGCAGUCAGACCAGCAAGGCCAAAGGCCCCAGCCAGGAGAAAAAGGAGAGAGCUGGAGACACCUCUUAUGAGAAAGUGGAAGGGAAUGAGCCAGCUGGGGGCCGAGCUAAGUCAGAGGAGAAGCCAGCCCUUCCCAAGAUGAAGCGCAAGAAGAACCAUCCCGAGCUCAGUCAGGAGGCCUUUAAGAAGCCCCGGAGCUUCCUGGGAAUGCACAUGCUGGAGUCAGUUCAGGUGUUUCAUGCUCUGGGAAAGAAGAAUGACAAGAUGGCUGGCCAAGUCCAAGUCCCCCAGCCAACUCCAGGGAUGAAACAGUGGUUAGAAACACCAGCAGAAGGCCAUGGUCCCAUGAAAACCCAGGUUAGCCUACUUGCAGCUGGAAAAGCCAAGGUGUGGAAGCCAGAGGGCAGUGCUGAGAACCAGUGUCCAUCUCCAUCGCACAACAAGCCACCACCUCCAGGAAAAGUCAAGUUGGUGCCUUUUCCUUUUCCUACCUUAGACAGGCCUUUGACUCGGCCCAUUCCUCGAAAGUCACGGCCUUUGGCUCCCAACUGGCUUUCCACCACCAACCCUGCUCGCUUGGGCAAUCCAGCUCAGCCUGGUCCUUCCAACCCAGCCAGACCUGUGUCAGCUGUGCCUCCUCAGUCAGCUCCUCCUCAGCCCAUGCUUCUGAAAUCAGUGCCCUGCCCUUCUCCCCAGAUGCAACCACGUCUCCCAAGCCACCUGGUCCCGUCCAUAUCCCCAGACUCGGCUACUAUAAGUUCAUCCAAACAGGCUGUGGUGGUCAUGACACAGCCACAACCCCAGGCCCAAUUCCAACCUCAAGAUUUCUGCUUUCAGCCAAUCCCAUGGAGGAAGCCUAAUGUCCCUGAUCCUGUGAUGUCAAAGACCAUCACCAAAGAGCAGAGGCCUGAGAGGGAGGCCAUGAAGAGGCAGGCUCAGAGGGAGCGAGAGAAUGCUGCCAAGUACACCUCCCUGGGCAAGGUGCAGUUUUUCAUUGAGCGGGAAAAGGACUUGGAAAUUGCAAGGCACUAUGGCUACAUGAUCUGA
Molecule: messenger RNA, 2838 nt
Organism: Vombatus ursinus (common wombat)
Lineage: Eukaryota; Metazoa; Chordata; Mammalia; Diprotodontia; Vombatidae
Gene: CUNH2orf78
Product: chromosome unknown C2orf78 homolog
Exons: 3
Coding region: 1-2838 (945 amino acids)
Source: RefSeq, a predicted model, not a curated record